Molecule: messenger RNA, 1230 nt
Organism: Cariama cristata (Red-legged seriema)
Lineage: Eukaryota; Metazoa; Chordata; Aves; Cariamiformes; Cariamidae
Gene: ACY1
Product: aminoacylase 1
Exons: 14
Coding region: 1-1230 (409 amino acids)
Biological process (GO): amino acid metabolic process
Cellular component (GO): cytoplasm
Molecular function (GO): aminoacylase activity
Source: RefSeq, a predicted model, not a curated record
AUGGCACCUGGGAAGCCUGGGAAGAGCAUGGGGGCUUCGGAGGACCCCUCGGUUACACUUUUCAGGGAGUACCUGAAGAUUGACACUGUCCACCCCAAACCUGACUAUGAUGCGGCCGUACAGUUUCUGGAGCGCGUUGGCACCGACCUGGGCUUGGCCUGCCAGAAAGUGGAGGUGUGCCAGGGCCGUGUGGUGCUGAUCCUGACCUGGCAGGGCACGAACCCCCGCCUGCGCUCCAUCCUCCUCAACUCCCACACUGAUGUUGUGCCCGUCUUUGAGGAGCAUUGGACCUACCCACCCUUCGAGGCCGUUAAGGACUCGCAGGGCAACAUCUAUGCCCGGGGUGCCCAGGACAUGAAGUGCGUCUCCAUCCAGUACCUGGAGGCCAUCCGGAGGCUGAAGGCAGAGGGAAAGUGUUUUGCCCGCACCAUCCACCUCACCUUUGUGCCUGACGAGGAGGUGGGCGGACACAAGGGCAUGGAGAUGUUCGUGCAGCGCCCCGAGUUCAGAGCGCUCAACGUGGGCUUCGCCCUGGAUGAGGGCCUGGCCAGCCCGUCUGACACUUUCAGCGUCUUCUACGGCGAGAAAAGCCCAUGGUGGAUAAAGGUGAAGUGCAUGGGUAGCCCUGGGCAUGGGUCCCGCUUCAUCAGCAACACGGCGGCUGAGAAGAUGCACAAAGUCAUCGACUCCUUCCUGGCCUUCAGGGAGAGUGAGAAGCAGAGGCUCAAGUCCGACUCAAGCCUGACCCUAGGGGACGUCACCUCGCUCAACCUGACCAUGCUGGAGGGGGGUGUCUCCUUCAAUGUGGUGCCCUCCGAGAUGGCGGCCGGCUUCGACCUCCGGUCUGUGCCGCAGGCCUUCGAGGAGCAGGUGGCUGUGUGGUGCCGUGGUGCUGGGGAUGGCGUCACAUAUGAGUUUCACCAGAAAUGCAUGGACCAACACAUCACCUCCACCGAGGAGUCGGACCCAUGGUGGAAAGCCUUCAGCGGGGUCUGCAGGGACAUGAAGCUGCAGCUCAAGCUCGAGAUCUUCCCAGCUGCCACCGACAGCCGCUACAUCCGAGCGGCAGGACACCCCGCUAUCGGCUUCUCGCCCAUGAACCGCACCCCAGUGCUGCUCCACGACCACAACGAGUUCCUCAAUGAGCAAAUCUUCCUGCGGGGCAUUGACAUCUACGCCCGCCUCCUGCCCGCCCUGGCAUCGGUGCCCCCACUGCCCGGUGAGGGCUGA